Messenger RNA from Elgaria multicarinata webbii, 4302 nucleotides. It is a transcript of the gene CDKN2AIP, whose product is annotated as CDKN2A interacting protein. The record is from RefSeq and is a predicted model, not a curated record. Bases 185 to 1765 code for a protein of 526 amino acids. NCBI's taxonomy places the organism in Eukaryota, Metazoa, Chordata, Lepidosauria, Squamata, Anguidae. Gene Ontology annotation, cellular component: nucleoplasm; nucleolus. The transcript is spliced from 3 exons.
AUAUUAUCCUCUCCGGCGGUGCGAGGGGGGCAUUAUUGGCGGCGGCUGCUGUAACAACCGCAAUAGCAGCGCCGGUUCAGGCGGGAAGCAGGGCCGCGCUCCUCGCGGCUUCCUAGGUCGGCGGUGAACAGCGGAGCGGGUACUGCAGCAGGCGGCUGCCCGCCGAGGACGUUCCCUGCGGCCCAUGGCCGACGGGGAGGCCGUCGCAGCGGGGCCCGACUCUGUCCCCAGCCAAGGGAAUGAGAAAAUGGGGGAAGCGGGCGAUGCCGGGAUUGACUGGGUGGAGAAGCUGCGCGGGGAAUGUGAGCCCGAGCAGCACUGGCACUACCGCCGGGAGUUCUUGAUUCGCAACGGGGAGGGCUUGCCCUUGUCCCAAGGCGGGAAGGACGGCGACGACAGCGCGGAAGUGCGGCGCCUCGCCUCUUUCUCCAUGGUGUGGGCUAACCACGUCUUCCUGGGAUGCCGGUAUCCACCACAAGUGAUGGAAAAGGUGAUGGACAUGGCUGCAGGCAUCACAGUGACCAAUGCUCCAACCCACACUCUGAGAGAUGAACUGGUUGCCAAGGUGAAACGAGGCAUAUCCAGUAGCAAUGAAGGGCCAGAAGGGCCUUGCAAGAAACGCGCUGUUGACACAGACAAAGCUUCAGAAGUUAGUGGCAGUGAUGCAAAGUCUACAGAGGCUGAAGUGCCCAUGGAAACAGAUACUGAACCUGUGAAAAACCCAGGAAAAGAGGCACCCAAAAAUCCAGAGAGGCCACCAUCUUUGACCGUGGCCCAGAAGGUAGUGCCCGCAGCUUCUUCAACCGUGGCCCAGAAGGUAGUGCCCGCAGCUUCUUCAACCGUGGCCCAGAAGGUAGUGCCCGCAGCUUCUUCAACCGUGGCCCAGAAGGUAGCGCCCGUGACUUCUUCGACAGCGGCCCAGAAGGUAGCAUCUGCGGCUUCUUCGACAGUGUCCCAGAAGGUAGCGCCCGUGGCUUCUUCAACAGCAGCCCUGAAGGUAGCGCCCACGACUUCUUCGACUGGAGUAAGAAUAGAAACCCGAGUGUCUAAUUAUGAAUCUACAGCAACUAUUAGGCACAAAUCAGCUCUGGCUUCUUUGCCUGGCCCCGAAUCAAAGAUGAAUUAUUGUUUAACUAAACCUUCAGAAUCCAAAUCUGAAAAUGUGUUACCAUCUGAAAAGAAAGUCAGCUUGGAAGGUACUGCAAUGUUAGUUUCAAAAAGCAGUUCACACACAAGUGUAGUUCCUGCUAAAGUGCCAUGUAAAUUACUAACAAGUGAAGAUGCAAAAGAGAGGCAACCUUUUUUCAAUAGACUGUACAAAGCUGUUGCUUGGAAGUUGGUUGCUGCUGGAGGAUUUAGCCCCAAUGUCAAUCAUGUAGAACUCUUAAACUCAUCCAUUCAGUCUGUAAAGGCAACGUUAGAUGUUGAAUUUGUACCACUGAAAGAGCUUGCAGAUUUACCUCAAAAUAAAAGCUCUCAGGAAAGCGUGGUUUGUGAACUGAGAUGCAGAUCCGUAUAUUUGGGUACUGGCUGUGGAAAAAGUAAGGAAAAUGCUAAAGCAGUUGCUUCAAGGGAGGCACUGAAACUAUUUCUCAAGAAAAAGGUUGUUGUGAAAUUAUGUAAAAGGAAAUACAAAGGAAAGGAAAUUGAAGAUUUGGUGCUUCUUGAUGAAGAAUCAAAACCGUUAAACUUACCUCCUGCUUUAAGAAAUCCUCAAGAAAUAUUACAGAACAGUGAAGUAGUCACUGCUUUUACUAGCAAAUAAUGUUUUAUCACAAAUAACUGAAUUACUUUUGUAAACUAAAUUAGACUCCAAGAUAUUUUGUAUUUCACAAUUCUCAGUUUUGCAGAACAAAUACCAUUCUUGUUCUUUUCACUUAGUAGCAAAUGUAAAUAAUUUGUUAUAGAUGUAAAGUGUGCAGAGGUAUGCCUUAACAUAUUUAGCACAAUAGUGUGCUGUUUUAUUUGCUAAAUAGUCUACCUAAGUCUUCUAUUUUUAACAAAAUAAUUAAGGUACAGUUUGCUGUUCAGUACAGUCUAAUUUUGUAACUACUGCAAUUUGAUAGCAGCAAUGCUCAUUUCUGAACCCAUAUCCUUUUCUAGCUGCAGAUGAAUAUGUAGAUAAGAACCAUUAUACCUUGAUGGUAGUAAGUUGUCUUAAGAAAUUCAGUCAAACAUUUAAUCACCUGCUUUGUGUGUGGCUCAUAGUGUUCAUAUGCCUGUUAAAUAAGAAAACAGUUGAUUUGGAUUAUUUUAAUGAAGUAGUAAUAUUUUAAAUCUUAAUUAAACUGAUAUGCUGGUCCUAUUUUAAUAUUCAGUGAAAACCUGUCAGAUUGAUUAUAUCACUAAAACAUUUCUAAGCAGAUUUAACUUCUUAUUUUUUGCGAGAAAGCUCACUUACACGUUUUCAAAUAAAUUCAGCUUUCUAUAUUAAACAUAUUUUAUGUCUGCAAUAAUUUGGGGGAAAUUAUUAGAUUUUAUGUAAUACUCUGCUUUCAUUGAGCACUUAACUAAUAGUCCAUUUUUAUAUAUUUGAUACUUGCUCUUAAAUCCUGUGGUAUUAAUUAGCAACUUCUGCAACCCGCAUGAAGUGCUUAUUUUAUUCAAAUUUUUACAUUGCACUCUUGACUUCAAGACAUCAGUAUGUAUAUACAAAUUUGCUAAUUAGGUUCUGGAGAUAAAACUUGUUGCACUGAACAUGAUCCAAAGCUCUGCAGUGCUUAAUGUUGCCUGCAUAUAGUUGUACUUGUAGCUGCCUUGAGUGCCUGUUUUUUUGGGCAGAAAGGUAAGAUAUAAAUGAAACAAAAUAAAUGUACAGGUGUUCAUUUACUUCCAUGUUAAGAAAUGUUCUAUAUGGGUAAUUUGGAAUCCUACUACAUUGAUGAAUCAUUCCUCAAUUCAUAGGAUGUGAAUGAAGUAUAUUUCAAUUGGUAUUACAGUAAAUAUGAUUGACCAUAUAUAAUUGCCUUUCAGGCAUGUUUCCAUAAAUAGAAGCUAAAUAUCGAUUAUGCAGCAGCCCUCUGGAAAUGAAGCAAUCAUACUAAAAGCUGUGAUUCAGAGUUGCCGAGUGUCCUCCAUGCACAUAGUAGGGCAUGUGAUUUUUCCCCUUCUGCCUCUCCCAACGUUUCUUCAUGCAGCUUGAAAAGUUUUAAAGUAGCCAGUAAUGGAAGAAUUGCUCAUGCAGGGGAAAGCUACUGCAUAAGUUUUUGUGUGCAUGUCGCUCUCUGGAUCAUAGCUAAACUUGUGUUCGUUUGAAUACUUGGUGGGAUUUUUGGGAGAUGGGUGAGAGUAUUAACUAUGCAGUUGGGUCCAGACUUAAUUAUACUUACAGUAGUGGACCCAUUGAAAUCAGUGGUACUGAAGUUCGGGCUGACUAACUUAAUUACCAUUGAUUUCAGUGGGUCUACUGUAAGUAUGACAUCUAGAUCAAACGCUAUUCACUCGUUUUAAAGGCUUUGUGUGUUGGUGGAAUAUUUUGACUUAUUCUCUUAUAUGUAUUGACAUUUAAGAAUGAAAAAGUCUUCCAUCACUAGUUAUUUCCCCCGCACUGCAUAUUUUGAGUGUAGAUUUGUGUGCAAGGCAGCAGCUAGGUAUGCUGAUUUGAUGAUCAGGACCAAACUCUACAUUUGGGAUCAAGAUGGGAUUCUUUCAUUCAACCUGGCAACUCAUAUACAAGUAGCAAAUUACAACAAAGCAUUUCCUGAAAUUGCUAAAAUAAUGCAAUUUGCUUGAUCUGCAGAAAGCACAAUGGCUUGGAUCCUACAUAAGUUAACUUUUUAAAAGUUCACAGAACGAAAAAUUUGCUGUCCCAUCUUCCACCUGCAUGCUGCCAAAAGCCUUUGGCUGUGUAUGUGGAGGGGGGAGGCUUCCUGAACAAUUUGUGAUGGGGCACAGGGGAGAGAGGGAUGAAAAACUUCCCCUCUUGGACUUCUUUAAAUUAAUUUAUCUUAGGCUCAAAACCUGAUUUUGGCUGAUUCUCCCUGCCCCCAGCAGCCACCUGCCCCCGUGCCCCUUCCCACGUUCAGGAAAUCCCUUGACCCUCAGGAGACUUUGGGGGAGGCUGCUGGUGACAAGGGAAGUGUUCAAAAAAGGUCCUUUCCAUGAAAUUCCUUGAGAGAAUUCAGCUCAGGAUCCAAACCAGUAUUCAGAUCUUUACAUUCUAUUCAAAUGCACUUGAAAUUCGUAUUUUGUAGAUAGAAAAAUAAAUAAAUGAUGUGGUAUCUAAUUGGUUUCUUAAAGGAAAGUGGCAAUCCAUGUAAAAAUAUGCAUUUAAAUAAAGACAUUUUCAAUUGUUUUGUUCCA